GGGAUCAGGUUGGGGCAGGUUUGAUUUCCUUAAAAUGCCAGGCUGCGGGCCAGUGGGGCAGGCAUAUAAACCCCAGUGUGGGAGCCUGGCCCUUUGCUUUCCUUCCAGAGCCUCUGUCAUCUGGUCUGAUCCAAGAUGUCCAGUCCCCUGGAGCAGGCACUGGCUGUGAUGGUCACCACCUUCCACAAGUACUCUGGCCAAGAGGGUGACAAGUUCAAGCUGAGUAAGGGGGAGAUGAAGGCCCUUCUGCACAAGGAGCUGCCCAGCUUUGUUGGGGAGAAGGUGGAUGAGGAGGGCCUGAAGAAGCUGAUGGGCAAUCUGGAUGAGAACAGUGACCAGCAGGUGGACUUCCAGGACGAGGUUGCCAUCUGUUCUGCACCCUACGGUCCAUCAGGUGACAACAUGCCUGAACUCCUUGCCAUCUCCUAACAAAGUCACUGACUUUCCAGCCAGCAAAGUUGCAGACGGAUGUUGGAGCUGGAGUCAUCUGAAGGUUCAAAUCAAUUCAACUUCCAAGGUAGCUUACUCGAUAUGCCUGGCAAUUGGUGCCAGUUGUAAGCUGGGAGCUCGGCUGGAACUGUCAUCUGGAAUGCCUACCUAUGACCUCUCUAUGUAGCUUGGGCUUCUCAGAGCAUGGCAGCUAGGUUCUGAUAGGGAGGAUCCCCCAAGUGAGCAUCCCAAGGGGUCCCAAUGGGGGCUGUGAGGCUUCUUAAGAUUUAUCUCAGCAAUCCAAGAACAUCACUUCUGCUGCCUUCUAUUGAUCAAGCAAGUCAUCAGGCUGGCCCAGAUUCAAGGGGAGGAGAAUUAGGUCUACCUGUUCAUGUGAGGAGCAGUAGCACAAAACUGAUGUGGCCAUCUUGGGAGACUGUAUACCAUAGUCUGACUUCUAGCAACCAUGUGCGGAAUGUAGUCACCUCCUUCCCAAGACCCACCAUGUCUCACUCUUAAGGCAUCAACGUGAGGUCCAGGGUCUUGUUAUCUAUGUCAGGCCCUAAUCAGCUCCUCAAGAACAAUUCCCUUGACCUGAAGAUCUAUGAACAAUACAUUCAAUGCACAAAAGUGAGACAGACAGAUAAUAAACACUCCUAGUCAGAAAGGGGUGGUGGUGGAUCAAAGGCACAAAAGUGUCAUUGGUCCAUAGCAAUUCUGAAAUUGAGUCAGACACAUGCCACCAGAUUCUUGAUUAGGGCCCAGUUCUGCUCCCUAUAAGUGGUUCUUCUUGGGUCCAUGCUCUAGGCUGUUGGUUUCAUUCUCUUUAACUCUUUAUUUUCCAUAAGAAAUGUCUGUGUUUGUAGGUUUCUCAGCUGCCCCCUGCCCAAAGGAAGUUGACAACCCAAAGCUUCUUUUGUUUGAACUGUCUCUAUCCCUUUCAGCCCAGGAUUAUGUAAUUCCUUUAAAAAUGUUGUGGGCUAGGGGCGCCUGGGUGGCUCAGUUGUUAAGCGUCUGCCUUUGGCUCAA
Messenger RNA from Neomonachus schauinslandi (Hawaiian monk seal), 1458 nucleotides. It is a transcript of the gene S100A2, whose product is annotated as S100 calcium binding protein A2. Lineage: Eukaryota; Metazoa; Chordata; Mammalia; Carnivora; Phocidae. Gene Ontology annotation, molecular function: calcium ion binding; transition metal ion binding. Gene Ontology annotation, cellular component: cytoplasm. The record is from RefSeq and is a predicted model, not a curated record. The coding region runs from base 136 to 429 and encodes 97 amino acids. Gene Ontology annotation, biological process: endothelial cell migration. The transcript has 5 exons.